AGCUGGGCCGACAUGUUCAGGAGGGCGGAGACCAAAUGGUUCCUCUCAUGUAACAGCCGCGUAGCUCGCAAUGGCAACACGCUGGGGAAUAUGCAGUGCAGGUAAAAUCAGUCAUGACUUCUCGGUUGCUCUACGGACCCUGACUCCCGAGGAGCACGAGAUAGUGGCUGUUGCAGCGAGGGACCUGCAGCAUGCUGAAGAAUUUGCCAAAAAACACAACAUCCCUCGAGCAUAUGGAAGUUAUGAUGAGUUGACACAAGAUCCAGACAUUGAUGUGGUGUACAUCGGCACCAUCCAUCCUCACCACUUGAGUACUGGAAAGCUCUUUAUGAAGUCCAAAAAGAAUGUGCUGAUUGAGAAACCCCUGGCCAUGAAUUCAAGGGAAGUGCAGGAACUCAUCACUGCAGCCCGAGACAACAGUGUUUUUCUCAUGGAGGCAAUUUGGACGCGUUUCUUUCCCGUAUCCCUUGAAGUGAGGAGACUGCUGGGCAAGGGUGAAGUGGGUGAUGUUCAGAUGGUGAGGGCUGAUCUUGGAGCUCCUCUCACCCAUAUCCCUCGCUUGGCUGAGAGGGAGUUAGGAGGGGGGGCACUGCUGGACCUGGGAAUCUACUGUCUGCAGUUUGUCCUCAUGGUUUUUAAUGGCGAGAGGCCCGAGUCCAUCCAAGCCACGGGACAUUGCAUAGACACAGGUGUUGAUGGAACAGCAGUUCUGGUCCUGAGGUUCUCAGGAAACCGACUGGCCGUUUGCACUUGUUCAAUCACCAUGAUGAUGACCUGUGAUGCUGUCAUCACUGGGACCAAAGGCACCAUUAAGGUACCCCACCAUAUGUGGUGCCCCACAACCUUGGAUGUGAACGGGAAGGAGAUGCAGUUCCCCCUGCCAGAGGCUGGCAUGCCACUAAACUUCACCAACAGCACAGGUCUACGAUAUGAAGCUGAGGAGGUCCGCCACUGUCUGCUGAAAGGACUAAAGGAGAGUCCAUGGAUGCCGUGGUCUCAUUCCAGCCUGUUAGCAGAAGUUAUAGAUGAGGCCAGAAGACAACUGGGAGUAACGUAUGACCAGGAUAAUAUCCAGUGAGGUGUUCUCAGUGCCAGUUUCCUGUUGAAUUCAGGGCACAUGGGAUCAUUGUAGGUGUAUUGGCUAAGCUUGGACUGCUUUAUGUGUGUGUUUGAGUGUCAUACAGUAAUAUACAGUAUAUACUGUAAUAACAGUGCCUUUGUCCUAGUCAAGGGGUCCUAGUGAGCCAUGACAGCCUGCACAAAGCAACUAAAUAAAAUUCAUCAUUAAUUGUA
Dicentrarchus labrax (European seabass) is the source of this 1293-nucleotide messenger RNA. RefSeq names its product trans-1,2-dihydrobenzene-1,2-diol dehydrogenase. The transcript is spliced from 7 exons. Lineage: Eukaryota; Metazoa; Chordata; Actinopteri; Moronidae. Gene Ontology annotation, molecular function: nucleotide binding. The coding region runs from base 71 to 1078 and encodes 335 amino acids. The record is from RefSeq and is a predicted model, not a curated record.